This is a messenger RNA of Toxotes jaculatrix (banded archerfish), 1562 nucleotides long. It is a transcript of the gene tmem130, whose product is annotated as transmembrane protein 130. The coding region runs from base 213 to 1160 and encodes 315 amino acids. Lineage: Eukaryota; Metazoa; Chordata; Actinopteri; Toxotidae. The record is from RefSeq and is a predicted model, not a curated record. The transcript is spliced from 9 exons.
CAUGGAGGAAAUGUUCAUUCUGGCAACACUGUGUGUGUGUGCGUGCGUGCGUGCAAGAGAGAAAGAGGUGGAGGUUUAAGCUAACUUUUACAGGCAGUCAGAGGGAGCCACAUCACCCUCUUCCUCUCCCAUUUCCAACCACUCUGCUUUCAGCGUUAACUUUAUUUCUACUUGAGGUCCUCGAGUGAUCUCCUCGGAGAGGACCAGCAGAUAUGGACAGAAAACAUGUUGUAUGGAUCUUGAGGCUUCUUCUCCUGGUCCUCCUGGGUGUGGCAGAGACGACAGACCCUUUGGCAGAUUUGGAAAACAUUGCUGGGAAGCUGGUUUUCUAUCAGACAGAGGGAAAUGCCACCUAUGUGAGAGACACAAGAGAGCUGGCGUCAGAUGUUCCCACGGAGACCAUGUUUGAACUCUUCGAUCCCCAGAGGAAUUUCAGCACCGCAAAAUUCACUUAUACGUGGGAUUUAGGCAACGGAGAAGUGAUCCAAGGGACAGAGCCAGUUGUCCGCUAUCAUUACCCAGAGUCAGGGAACUACACACUGCAGCUGAAAGUGGGAGUCAAUGUGACUAAAUCUGCACCUCCAGUCACUGGGGUCUACUCCACAGAUGUUCAAGUGCUCGAUGCCAUCAGACACAUCGAGCUGAAGGGCCCUGCAGAUUAUGAGGUGUCUCAGAACACCAGUUUGGCUUUUCACGUGGAUGGAAGUCCUCCCAUGUGGGUGUGCUGGCGUUUCCUGCCUAACUGUGUGCCGGACAUGACAGGGGGCUGCACGCUGACCAUGCUGUAUGAAAAUACCCUGAGACUGAACCACACCUUCACCUCUGCUGGUGUCCACUGCCUGGACAUCAGCGUCCGCAAUGACGUCAGCAAACUGCAGACCUCCUUCAGCCUCUACGUCAAGAGAAGCAUAGAUAUCGCCCAUAUGUUCUUCAUCCUGACGUGCGCUGCCAUUCUCGUCGCAACUUUCUCCUUCAUCACAGUCAUCGCCUGCCGCCCUCGCCAUCACGCCAGAUCACAGAUUGCUGCCUCCAGUAAUGCCAUAUUCCUGAAGAACCAGGACUCAGGCGGUCAAAGCACGAUUCUCUUUAAAUUCUCCAACAUGGAGAGGGGAGAGAAAAAGCCACUCCUUUUAGAGUAUGGGACUCAAUACUCCUCUUAACAUCUCCCUGCUCCUCUGUCUGCUCUAUGUCUGUUUUCCACUUUACUGUUUCUACAAACAGUAUUUGGUGAAGAAAAUGCACAAUUAUGCCCUUACAUGUGUAAUGCCAAUUCCUAUCUUUUGGCAUAUCCCCAUGUUAGAGAUUUAGAUAGCUAUAUCUGUGACUGAUCAGCCUGAAAUUGCAUUUUUAAUCAAUCAAGUUGCCUGUUUAGGAUUGUAGUCUAAGCUGUUAAUUAAUUGUUUUACUUUUAUUGUUCAGUAGAGUCAAAUACCUUCAGCAUUUUCCCCAAAUUAGGUGAUGGUGAUCAAUUAAUGAGUCACAGAGCUCUGGCUGACAUUCAGAUAAGCUCAUAAUAAAUUAAUAGCUCAAGUGCAGGUCAUGUUUAAACAAUGAGUAUUAAU